UAUCCAUCAUUCUCAACCACUCAUUUUCACACUAUCCAUUUUCUCUCUUGGCCAGCUCUUUCACUUCACUUCUUUUCUUUCUUUUUUUCAUUCUCUCAUACGCUCCUCUCUACUCUCAUCUUCUCCACUGGCACUUCCACACCACCACCACCAUUUCCACCAUCAUUUUCCGGCAAGAUAACCGGAAAAUUUUUGGGAACCCAUAAACAUCUUCACAUCAUUUUUUUGAGGUUCUAACUAAUCUCCUUGAAGCUCGGAAAAUUAGGAUUUUGCGGUUGCGAGUUUGGGGCGUGACAUCAUGCGAAAGGGAAUUCCAACUCAAACCCAAUAAUUCCACCCGACACUUCUUACCACAUUGGCACAACUAAUACAUGAGAGUCCUCGACUGCAGCACUUCCCAGGCACUUGAAAUCAGCUCUUCACUCUAAAAAAUGUGGACCCACUAAGCACCUAGAAUUUGGAAAUCUGUGGACUUAUUUUUUAUUGUAAAAGAGCAAUACUACAAAUAUAAGAAAUUUUAAAAUAUUUUCAAGAUUUUACUUGUUCUUCUUACUUGGACUGACUACUAACAUUAUUUUUUAAACUACCAUUAACAAUUUGCCUUCUCAGCUGGGUGUCAAAACAUUUUAUAAAAUAUUUGUGUGUCUACAAACUUUCUCUCGUAGAAGGAUUUAUUUAGUUAGAAUAUUAACUUGCAUGUUCCAAUUAUUCACCUAUAUUUAGUAACCGACCCUUUUUCCACUUGCCAACCCAACUCAGUCAAUAUUCUUCAAUUCAAAACAACUCUUUUUUCUCUAUUAUCUCUCUCUAUUUCCCUCCAAAAUGAGCAGAAGAGAUGCACCCACCUCUCCCUCCAAUGACAAGGAUCAAUCAUCCACCAUCCCCCAAGAAUUCAAUCAACCCAUCCGGAACAACACUGAAGCUUUGUAUCUCAUCGAGUCCACCCUUUCCCAGCCCCCGAACUCCGAGGCUGCCCGCGCCUCUGUACUCUCUAAAUUAGCCGAAUACGACCUUGAUUCAGUCCGUGAAGCCAUUAGCUAUGCACGCCAGAAAGUCUUCGUGGACGAAGAAAACACCACCGACCCUGUCGAAGGAGAUGACUCGGACUUUCCCAAAGAGUAUCAAAUUGAAAUCCUCAGAAAGCGACGCAGAACCCUCAAAGCGCAAAGGGAGAAUCUCAUCUUUGAUAAAUAUUUGGCAUGCAUAAAGAAUAAGAUUCAAGAACUACAAGGCAGAAAGAAAGAGAUUGAAAAGAGAGCUAUUACAGCGAGGAAGAACUUCGAAACACCAGACUAUGAUAAAAGAAAGCUCAAGAAACACGAGUUGAACGUUGCCGGCACGGUAACUACACGAGUCAAGGCUUAUUGGAAAGACUCCAUGAGUAUGGAGCUAAAGAAAGAGUUGUUGAGGAUACGAAUAGAAGACCUUAUACUGCAUUUAGAUAAGAAUAUUAAAUCAUCGAACCUCGUAGAAACGGUGAUGGACACGGUGGAGUAUGUGAAGGUUGCAAAGAAGUGGAAGUUUUCAAUGUGUUGUUGUUGUGGCCUGAGGUUUUUCGAUGCCAAAUUGAAUGUGGAGCAUAUAAAGCGUGCCCAUUUAGGGUCUUUAUCUAAGAAGUUACUAUCCAUCACGCAAGAAGUAUUUGAUUUGGACCACAACGCCAUUGAAUUCGGCGAAAGGAGACCCGCCAAGAAAAUAACGGAAGAAGAUAUGUCAAGAAGAGUGUUUGAGUUCUUGGAUUAUCUCAACAAUUUGUACGGGAUACAGAGUGUUUCAAACGAUGAGGCUGUAGGCGAGCCUUGUGUUGCAAAUUAUGAAAAGAUUGUUUUCAAUGAGGACUUCUCUUGCGUAGUCUUCGACAAGAGAAUGUUGAGGGGAGAGCUUGUAGUGCCGAAUGACGGAGCUGCUGUUACUUCUAGUUUUGUUGAAGAAAUCAAAUUAAAUGAUGAAGAAAUCGUAUCAAAAGAUGCUAUUGUGGAUUGGUUAUUGAAGGACGGUACUAAUGUUGGGGAGCAAUUAAAGCAAUGGGCAAAUUUUAGAGAAAUUAGUAAAAGUCAAGCGAUGAAGUUUUUCAAGAUCUAUCGAGCUGAAUUUCACCUGAUACAGAGCAUUUGUAAGAAAAAAUUUGAGUGUUUGAGAGACAUUAUGCUGUGGCAGAAUUUAGAGAGUAUAUGUGUUAAAGAAGAUAAGAGAAGAGAAGAGUUUGCAGGGGACAAACCAUUGAGUUACAUGUCUCUCUUGUUAAAGAGACAGAGGGAGAUUAAGAGCACAAAUGGUUAUAAUUUUGAGUCAGAUAUGAUAUUCGAUAUUUUGGGAGAAGAACAAGUUGAGGACAAUGAAAUAAGAUUCGUGAUCAUGAAUCAGAUUAAUAAGAUGGCUGAAAAGCUUUACAAAUUUGAUGCUAUUGUCAGGACGGCUACCAUUGCAAUGCAGCAGACUGGGAAGAAAAUUGAGUCAGUAACUGCUUAUGACUACCGAUCAUAUAUGGUGCCCCUGCUGAAGUCAUUCAUGCGGGCACGCCUGGAGGAUCUGGCUUACAACGAUGCUGAAGAGAAGUCUAAGGCUGCAACAGAAGCAUUGUUGUCAGAACUUGAUCUUAGUGACAAGAAGGGCCCUGAUAAAGGAGGUGGUAGGGCAAGACAAAGACAGGGAAAAUCCAAGGAUAAAAAGAAGAAAAAGGAUCACAGAAAGGCAAAGGAACAAAAGGCAAUUGGAUGUGGCAAGGAGCAGCAGGAAAAUGUGGUGCAAAUUUUCUUUACGGGUGCACAAGGCAGAGAUGAUCCUCCUAAUCCUGAGAUUGUUGGUCCUGUACCCAUUGUUGAGUUGGAGCAAGAGGGAUGGAAACUUACGCUUGAACAGGAGAGGGAGCAAAGAAUGCUUGAAGAGCAUUUGCAGUACCAGAGGCAGAUUGAGAAUGGUGCCAAACAAAAGCACCUUGCUGAGCUAAAUAAAGCUGGAAGCAGUGCAGGAAAUAUGGAAAAAAUGUGCCUUAGGCGCAUCAACUUUGAUGACUUUAACUGGAAAUAUUUUUAUCAAGCUCAGGGUGUCAAAUCGGAUGAGAAAUGAAGCAAAUUUGAAGAGUAGCACCCCAGAGAACUUGUCUGACUAGACCCAAUUAGAAGUAAUAAAUUGUCUUUAAUGAAACACCAUCAAUAUUGGAAGAAAGGAUCUUGAUGCAUGUGAUUAAUCUUAGUUGGAAUUGUCCCCUUUCAAUCUUAGUUUGCAUCCUGUUCAGUGCUCUAACACCCUUGCAACUGGCAGCAGACACUAAAGAGAACCCUAUAAUGGAGGUCGGAAAUUUAUGACAGAAUAGGACAA
Quercus robur (English oak) is the source of this 3318-nucleotide messenger RNA. RefSeq lists its product as uncharacterized. The coding region runs from base 823 to 3066 and encodes 747 amino acids. The record is from RefSeq and is a predicted model, not a curated record. NCBI's taxonomy places the organism in Eukaryota, Viridiplantae, Streptophyta, Magnoliopsida, Fagales, Fagaceae. The transcript has 7 exons.